Messenger RNA from Pseudomyrmex gracilis, 1621 nucleotides. RefSeq names its product uronyl 2-sulfotransferase-like. Gene Ontology annotation, cellular component: membrane. Gene Ontology annotation, molecular function: sulfotransferase activity. Bases 495 to 1172 code for a protein of 225 amino acids. The transcript is spliced from 6 exons. The record is from RefSeq and is a predicted model, not a curated record. Lineage: Eukaryota; Metazoa; Arthropoda; Insecta; Hymenoptera; Formicidae.
AAAUUAAUAGUUUUGUAUCUGUUACAAAAAUAAGCAAAUCUUGUCGCGGUGAAAAAUAUACUCGUUACAUAAUUCUCAAAAAAUAAAAUGUAAUUAUAUUCCGCAUAUUUUCCACAUUGUUCACGCGCGUUAAAAAAAUUUUACCUCGGUUUAAGUAUCAAACAUUCUGGAACAACAAAUCCUGCUUUGGAGCAGGAAUGUGCUGAAUAGCUGACUUGUGCUUACGUAAUAGCAUGCAGUCUCCGAGUGCGAGAUGUGACGAUGCAGCGAAAGGAUUAUCGCGUUUCGCGUUAUCGCAAACAUCGCGGAAAAUCACUAUCGCACAGGACAAUUUCAAACUUGUUCAAACUUGAAGUAGAAGUUAAUAGCGCGUUUCAUUUGUUUUUUUACUGAAAAACUAAAAUAAAUAUUUAACAAAUAACAAGACGCAUCGUCAUGUCACACCUUCCCUCGCUGAAUUGGGAGAUUUGCCGCACAGGUACAAGCAUGUUCUCAUGUUAACACGCAUACCUGACACAGGCGCCGAAUUGCUAGUGUUGGUCCUGCAACGUUUACAGGGUUAUAAUGCUUUCAAACACAUACGUUUGCCGCCGGGUAAUCACGGAUUCUUAUCGACUCUGCAACAAGAGUCGUUAGUAGAAGAAAUUACGAGUAUUAUCAGACAAGAAGCUAUCCCGUUAACUUUCGACGGAGACGUAAAGUUCCUGAAUUUCUCGAAAUUCGGACGACAAGGCCCGAGUUUCGUAUCUUUAGUCAGAGAUCCUACGGAUCCACGAAUUUGGCAAAAAUAUGAAGAAGGAGAAGAAGAAAUGUUUUAUGGCGGAGUUAUAUCUCACUUUUGUGGUCAGGAACCACGUUGUGCGGAGAGAAAUAACAGGUGGGCGUUGGAACGAGCUAAAACAAAUGUUAUUCGAUGGUAUCCGGUUGUUGGCAUAUUGGAUUACAUGGAGGAGUCGUUGAACGCGCUUGCAGUUGAGUUUCCUUAUUUUUUCAAGGGUGCCAUUCAUAUUUAUAACCAGUUACGACCAAAAAAGAAGCAUCAGUCUACAUCUUCGAUACCUUUAAAGCCACAAAUUACAAACGAUUAUUUGAGAAAAGCACUUGUCCAAGAAGUGGAAUUUUAUCAAUGGCUAAAGUCUCGACUUCUCAACAAGACUUUCAACAAUGGCUGACAAUGCGUGUUGUUCCGUAGAAAUUGUUAAACCGGAACUACUCAAAGAUAGAUAUCAGAUAACACCAAUCGCGCAUUGCAAUAUCCUUCAUUAAAAGGAUUAAAACAAAAUCUCGGUAGUUCUGGUGUGUGAAAUGUUUACAUUAAACAAUUCCAAACAACACGCGUUGUUAAAAAUCACCGUCUUAAAAAGAUCUUUAGACGUUUAAACAAUUUUGAGUUCUUUGAAAUAUAUACGAGAUUUCAGAAAAGUGAAAAUUUCAUAUAUUACCGAUCUAAAGAUUGAUUGCAUAACUACAGAUACCAUCCUACGUCGAAGAUCAAUCAUCACACGCAUAUACUCGCCUUUUACCAUCGUCGCACAACAGAAUGCAAUUCGAAAAUUACGAAAUUCUCCUAAUUUUCACGCCUAACAUAAUAUUUGUUGAAUUAAAUGCACACAGAAAGAAA